UAAAAGAAAGAUUUUAACUUUAAACUAUAACACAAAUGCUGAGGUGCGCAGACUUAGGUGCCACCAGAGUACUUGUUUCCAGAUCUGUGCAAUCAGCAAGCAAUUAUGGACACAGAAAGAAAUAUUUUAUACCAGAACUACCUUUUAACCAAAAAUAUCUUUCGUUAAAUUAUUAAUUAAGGUUUUAUAAACAAUUUAGUAAUGGCUUAAAUUGAUUUGUAAAAUAUAUAUUUUUUAGUUUCUUUGAGAUGAUGGCACUCCACCAAAAUGUGAUGUAUUGUCAGAGUACACUGACACUGAGGUGGAAGAUCCUUCAAGAUAAAUGAAUGGGUCAAGUAUGUAUGACUGAUGCGAUCACCGCUCAAUACGUAAUCUUUCCUGCACCAUUUGUAGGAGGACUGCCACUCCCAGGACUGGUUUGUUCGCAACGGCACCAUUCCAAUCAUCUUGCCAAGUCGAAAGCAUAUAUUGGUUAAUAUGAUAUUUAAAAUCACUGUAGGGAAGACCAACACUGACAUGGAGCAAAUUCAAAGCAGAUUUGGCAGAAGAAUCUGCCUUUUGAUUGCCAUUAAUGCCAACAUGGCUCGGUACCCAACAAAAUAUAACAUUUUUAUUUGCAAUGGUGAAUAGAUAAAAAGACACACUUUUGUAUCAACAUCCCAACCAAGCAAUGUCCAACUUCAUGUAUUGAAAUGCCUGGAGACAUGAAAGUUAAAUCAAUGUUGGAAACUGAAAAAACAGCUUAAUGCAAAGACCAAAUGUUCGAAUGGCAUUCGACCUCGCAUCAAACAACUUCAUAUAUUAGUUAAGAGUCAUGGUGUGUGCUAUCCUGUCUGUUGGAUAGUACAUAUAAAAGAUCCCUUGCUACUAAAGGAGAUAUGUUGCAGGUUUCCUAAGACACAAAUGCAUUUACCCAUAUAUUCCUCUGUUUAUGAUUUAUGCAGGGUUUGCACAGGUGCUUGAAGUGCUUGAAAGUAAUUGAAUUUUGUUAAUUUAUUUUCAAGGCCUUGAAAACCUUGAAAAAUCAUAAUUUUUGAAAAAGUCUUUGAAAAGUCCUUGAAUUUUUUAUUUUUCCCUCCUGAGAAAAUAGGAAACGUGCCUUUUCUAGCUUUAGUGAAAAAUUUGAAUCGCUUCCGUGGGUUUAUUUACACGUGAAUCCAAAACUUCUUUGUCAUUCCGGGUGCGGGACGUAGCCCAGUGGUACAGUGCUCUUCAAGGCAGGCAUACCAGCAGCAUUUGAAAAGGGAGAACAAACAACAAAAGAACAGUGAUAGAAACUCUGUGAAACGUAAGAACUUGGAAGAAUUGACCAGGGAAAAGAAAUGAUUGUGUGCUGAUGUUCAGGCUCUUGAGGCCUCAUGUGAUGAUGUGGCUACUCAAGCUGAAAGAUCAAACAACAGGGAAUUUAUUGUCAAGUUUAACUUGUUUAGAAACGCUAUUAAGGAAAAACAAGCGAAGUUGGAAGGGGUUAAGGACUCCAUCCAGCAGACCAUGAAGGAGUGUCAGUGAACACUUGAAGCAGUGUAUAAUUAUUACUAGAAGCCAAUUUUUGAAAGCUGAACCGAAACAAUUUUAACCAGCUGAAAGACCAACCCAUUCUGUGAAAUGUUCCGCUUUGAUCACAGUUCCUUGUUGGACCAAGCAGACCAUCAGAUACCUAACAACAUCAUGUUCUCUCCACUCACUGGCUCCUCAGCAGACAGCACAACUCAACAAAAGACUCUUGAAGAAAUCCACCUCAAAGUGAUGAUUGUGAGAAAGUUUAUAGUCCAAGCACCAUCACCAUCACUCCAUGAAUUACAGCCAGCUGAAUCCCUAUUUUACAUCGAGGAGUCAAGACCUGUUUUGAUGAAACUUGGAGAGCGAGAAAUACACCAUGUGCCAGCAUCAAGGGAUCAGGACUUGACAUCAUUCUACAAGUAUGAAAUGAAAGUCAACUCGCACCUCUGUGAAAUGAUUCCUGUGACAGAAUCCAUCGGUUUAAGAUUCUGCAGCACUUCACCACUCUCUCGUUCACAUCAACUGGGACCGGACUCUGUAACUAUUGUUUCAGAGUUGGUGUCUCUUCUUCAGAAUGAUCUGUCAAAAGCUGCACAGAUUGGGGAGAACUCUACUUCAUGUUGCGAAAACCAAAUAGACAAGUCAGAAACAAACCCAAUGUGUGUGUCGAGAAGUACACAGACCAUUGGUGAAGAGUUUUCUGAUAACUCCAUCACUUUAACAGUGCCAGGUAGCAACAGCAUUACUUCAGUAACACCAAAUAACUGUGGCACUUCACUAGAGUCAAAUGGCUGCAUCUGUUCACCAGCACCAAAGUGCAACUCUUCCUUAGCACCAAAUAAUAUCUGCACUUCAGCACCAAGUAACUGUGUCAGUUCUCUAGUACAAAACAAUUGCACUUCACUAGCAUCAAAUAAUGACAGCAUAACUUCAGUAACUCCAAAUAAUUACAUCACUUCACCAGCACAUGAUAAUAACAGUAUCACUUCAAUAACAUCAAAUAACAACUGCACGACUUCACUGGCACCAAAUAAAUGUGUGACUUCAUUAAUGCCAAAUAUCAACUGCACAACAUCACUAGUACCAAUUGAUGAUCAGUAUUUUCAACCAACAUAUUUACCUUUUGCACCAUCACAACCUAGUAACAAAGUAUUAACAUCAUCUAGUUCUUUGUGUAAUACAAACAACAGUUCUAGAUGGUUAUCUGAUGAUAAGAAACAAGUUCAUGGAGAUGACAAAGUGAAUAAUCUACCAGAUGGUAAUGGUGAUGAUGAAGUUAAACGGAAAAAGAUGAACAAGAAGGAAGCCAUUAACAGUGAAAAGAGUGAUGAAGAAUUGAAUUCAGCAGCUCCGAGUGAUGCUGAACAUGACAAAACUGAGUUACAAGUUGUGAAAGUUGUCUCCAAUACGGACCCGUUCAAGAAGAAGGAUAUUUGCACUUCUCUCGUGUCAAGACAACUGCGAUCGGGAAAAUCCAGACACAAAGCAACAUGCAAGUGCAAAACAUGCAAACAGUUGGUCUGUUACGUAUCUGGACAAGUUAAAUCUUGUAAUCAUAGAUGCACAACAUGUGACAAGGUUUUCACAUCAGAAUCACUCUUACACAAGCAUCUUUCUGAGCAUGAAGUAUCCAGUAACCAUGACAACUAUAAUUGUGUUUGUGGACAAGUGUUCAGUAAUUACAGUGGUUUCAUGAACCAUGGCAAAAACUGUGACAUAUUAAGAAAGCAUGGGAAUAAUGAAGUUGAACAACAGACUGUGAUGUUGACCAGUAAAAAGUGUAAAAUGAAGCAUAACCUCCCUGUGAAAAAUCAUGCAGGCAUGCAUCAUAGCAAAAGUAGUAAAUACACAUGUUAUUUAUGUGAAAAUGUGUUUAGGACACAUAACGGUCUUGCUAGACACAGGCACACAACAUGCGAUCCUUUCUUAUGCAACAUAUGUGAUUUUAAAUGCAAAGAUGAGGAGUUAAUGAAAAAACAUUUAACAACACACACAGAAGCAAGUACAGGACAAACACUUAAGUGUGCUAAAUGUAGUAAAAUUUUCUUUUCAUCAUUCCAGCACCAAAACCACAGUUGUGGUAAAUAUACUGAUAGAUUGUACCAAGUUGGUGAACCUUGGAAAUGUCCGAAAUGUAAAAAGAGUUAUACAUCACAAAGUACAAUAUAUCGCCAUAAAGUCAAAGGAUGUCUUGGUGAAAAAUUGUACAAAUGUGAUACUUGUAAGAAAGGUUUUCAUACCCCACAGGCUGUGGAAGAACAUGUUACAAUACAUAAGAGUAUGGAUGAACAAGGACGUCAUUACUGUUCACUGUGCAAUAAAUCCUACAGUCGGCGUUCAGGCUAUCUCAAACACAAGAGAAAGGGGCUAUGCGAUAUUAACAGUGUCUUUCGCUGUGUGUACUGUCCGAAAGUGUUCAUGAAAGAAUCACGGCGGGAUUGGCACCAACGAAUGCACCCAGCGUCGGAAAACCAACAGACCCAUGUGUGUACAAAUUGUCACAAAGAAUAUUUCUCGGCUAAAUCUCUUCAGAAGCAUAUUCAAAGAAACACAUGCAAGAAGGCAUCGUCUUUCACAGAGAGACACGCAGAUCGGAAAUUUGUGUGUGAAGAGUGCGGUAAAGUUUAUGGGAGCAGUUCAGCCCUGUUUAAACACAAACAGAACCACAGAGGCUUUCGGCCGUAUGUUUGUAAGUUCUGUGGUAAGUCAUUCUGUCGGCCGUUCAUACUGGCGCAGCACACCAAAAUACACACGGGUGACAGACAGUGGUUGUGUUCGCGGUGUGGGAAGUCAUUUUACACCAAGUCUCACCUGAAGAGACAUCAGAUCUCACACGACAAGACUCAGAAUAAUGUAUGUGAGGUCUGCAACAAGCGCUAUGCAUACAAACAUGAUCUGAACAAACACAGGAAAACAGUCCAUGUUAACCGUGUUAAAGAGAGUGUGAAUUUAUUGUUCCCUCCCAGUGAUAUGGUUGAUGAGGUUGUUGCCAGUACGUUGAAUAUUCAGAAUGAACUGAUCACAUCCAGCAAUUUCAUGUAGUGUGUGUGUUACCAGUAUGUCAAAUAUUCAGAAUGAACUGAUCACAGCCAGCAAUUUCAUGUAGUGUGUGUGCUGCCAGUACGUUGAAUAUUCAGAAUGAACUGAUCACAUCCAGAAAUUUCAUGUAGUGUGUGUGUUGCCAUUUCGUCAAAUAUUCAGAAUGAACUGAUGACAUCCAGCAAUUUCAUGUAGUGUGUGUGUUGCCACUUCAUCAAAUAUUCAGAAUGAACUGAUGACAUCCAGCAAUUUCAUGUAGUGUGUGUGUUACCAGUACGUCAAAUAUUCAGAAUGAACUGAUCACAUCCAGCAAUUUCAUGUAGUGUGUGUGUUGCCAGUACGUCAAAUAUUCAGAAUGAACUGAUCACAUCCAGCAAUUUCAUGUAGUGUGUGUGUUCCACAUCGUCAAAUAUUCAGAAUGAACUGAUGACAUCCAGCAAUUUCAUGUAGUGUGUGUGUUACCAGUACGUCAAAUAUUCAGAAUGAACUGAUGACAUCCAGCAAUUUCAUGUAGUGUGUGUGUUCCACAUCGUCAAAUAUUCAGAAUGAACUGAUGACAUCCAGCAAUUUCAUAUAGUGUGCGUGUUCCACAUCGUCAAAUAUUCAGAAUGAACUGAUGACAUCCAGCAAUUUCAUGUAGUAUGUGGUUGAGUGCAUGAGUAUGUCAGGGGCAAAUCUAGAAAAUUGGGGGCUGGGGGAAGGGGGGAGACUAAAGAAAAAGAGCACAUGGACUAAAUUGGCAACCCAAAUAAAAACAACUUAAAAGAAAAAGAAAAAAAGUCACUUGCAUCUUUUGUUUUUGGGGGGGUGUGUGUGUGUUUUUCCAUGGUCGCCCUUUGAACCGCCUUUGUUUGUGUGUGUUGAAAUCUGCUUCACUGAAUCUAGUACAGGUAGGCCAGUAAAAUUAGACCUUUUGACUAGUUAUAUUGAGUGGCCCAUAAAACAAAUUUAUGAUGUAAUGUACCAGUAUUAAAAAUUAAAAUCUAAAAUAACU
Molecule: messenger RNA, 5533 nt
Organism: Gigantopelta aegis
Lineage: Eukaryota; Metazoa; Mollusca; Gastropoda; Neomphalida; Peltospiridae
Product: zinc finger protein 404-like
Exons: 3
Coding region: 1606-4542 (978 amino acids)
Biological process (GO): regulation of transcription by RNA polymerase II
Molecular function (GO): RNA polymerase II cis-regulatory region sequence-specific DNA binding; DNA-binding transcription factor activity
Source: RefSeq, a predicted model, not a curated record